UUCCGAAAACGCCAGUGGUAGCCCUAGGAUCGUGCGAGCGGGCAAGAAAAUACGGAGCAUUUCGAACAGAUACGGCCCGAGCCCGCUCAAAGAUGGCCGCGUCCCUGCCGCAGCGGAAGCGAAGCGCGCGUGUUUCGGAUAUUUUUGUUAAACCAUCGCCAUAUUGUUUUUAUUGUCUCCAAUAAUCAUAAUUAGAAUUUACAAACAACCAUUUGUUAUACAAACACGAUAUAACAAUUAAAAGUACGCGCACCGAUUACGUAGUCAUGGCGUAGUUUUUUUUUAAAGACUUGCGAUUGUGACAUUAUGCCACGGAUUUCAGUAUUGUUAUUUGUUAUUUGAAAUUAUCUGAAAUCGAUCUAGCGUAUAGUGAACAGGUUUCGUGUAGUGAUGUGCUAAAAAUAAGGUGUUGAAAACUUACUGUGUUUAAAAUUAGUGCAUAUUUUAAGCUCAUGUGGUAAUUGAAAGCUAAUUAUUGUGUUGUGACUAAUUAACGUAUACUUUCUCCGAUUUGUGAUGUGCUAGUGAUUACGUGUCCUUUGUCUGGAUUUGCAAAUAUGGAUAAGCCCUCGUUUAAGCUGGUCGGGGCUCCAUGCGGCCAGCACGGGCAGUACACCUUCUACAAGGCCCUGAGGAUCUCGGGGCGGAGGGAGCGCAUCAUCGCCAUCGGGGACUUCUUCUUUGUCAGGAUCUGGCAGGACUCCGAGCUGGUCUCCAUAGGCGAGCUGCAGCUGCUGUGGACCGACCGCGUCUCGGACCAGACCCUGGUCAGCCUGAGGCUGUACUUCCUCCCGGAGAACACUCCUGACGGCCGCCACCAGCACGGACAGGACGAGGUGUUAGCCAUAAACGACAAGGUGGUGCUGAAGGCCGAGGACCUGCUGUCCUGGGUGUGCGGCGGCGAGGAGUGGCGCUGGGGGCUGCGCGCCGUGUGGCGCGGGGACUGCGCGCCGCCGGCGCACCCGCGCCGCUCGCAGCCGCUCCACCACACCCGGCUCGACUUCAGCGAUGUUGAGAAGGAGAAGAACGCCAUAAGCGAGGACGCCGAAAGUCCCGGCGUGGUGGUAUUCUCGUACCCUCGGUACUGCCGGUACCGGGCGCUCCUCUCCCGGCUCGAGGGCAUCCAGGGGGACUGGCUGAGGGACAGUUUAGUUUGUGCGCUGGGCGGCUACGCAGCUCCUACCAAGAACACCAGGAUACUGUACUGCAAGGACACAUUCGAGUACCCAGAGCUUGAAGGGCACGAGUUCGUCUGCAACCAGCUCGCGCCGAAACUGAAGGGGCGACCGCGGGGCAGGCGUCGGAAACGGGCCUCCAACCACUCUCCGUCUCUCUCCGACAGAUCUAGUGACAGCGACUCGCAGAAACGCGUCGAGCAACCUGCUGAGCCUCAGCCGCCGCGGCGGCUGUCGCUCCGCAACGGCGCGCCGGGGCGGGGGGCGGGGUACAGCGACGACGACGACAAGGAGGCCAGCGCCGAGGACCGGACCUUCCUCGACCACCUCAAGCACUUCUACAAGCAGAGGGGAGAGGCCUUCAAACCCGCACACUCGCUAAAAGACCUAUCGCUGAGAGCACUAUAUCACUCCGUGACAAACGCUGGGGGCUACGAAUCGGCCUGCAGGCACAAGUUAUGGCGACAGAUCCACCCCCCUCAGCCCAACACCGCGAGACGACAUUACGAGAGAUUCCUGCUACCCCUGGAGAAGCACGAAGUGUCCGUCGGACUCCGAACGUUGCCCAAGCUGAACGGGGCCGUCGAGCAACCCACCGUCACCAUAGAGCUGGCGGAUAGCAGAGAACCGAGUCCCGUACCGAAGGAAGAGGCCAAGGACUUCAGCGUCACGUCCAAACCUGCUGAAGAGCUGAACAGAGAGUUCUUGGACUCUUUACCGCCGAAGGAGGAAAAUAAAGUAAGAUUUCUAACAUAUAUCUCGUUAGUACUGUCCGAAACGAGGAGAUACUUAAGAGUCACCAUAGAGCUGGCGGACAGCAGGGAACCGAGUCCCGGCCCGAAGGAAGAGGCUAAGGACUUCAGCGUCACGUCCAAACCUGCUGAAGAGCUGAACAGGGAAUUCCUGGACUCCUUACCGCCGAAGGAGGAAAAUAAAGUAAGAUUUCUAACAUUUAUCUCUUUAGUACUGUCCCAAACGAGGAGAUACUUACCAGGAGUAUAUGAGACAGUAAGAGUCACCAUAGAGCUGGCGGACAGCAGAGAACCGAGUCCCGUACCGAAGGAAGAGGCGAAGGACAUCAGCGUCACGUCCAAACCUGCUGAAGAGCUGAACAGAGAGUUCUUGGACUCCUUACCGCCGAAGGAGACAGUAAGAGUCACCAUAGAGCUGGCAGACAGCAGGGAACCGAGUCCCGUACCGAAGGGAGAGGCGAAAGACUUCAGCGUCACGUCCAAACCGGCUGAAGAGCUGAACAGGGAGUUCUUGGACUCCUUACCGCCGAAGGAUGAAAAUAAAAUGAAAAUAAGCGUGAAGCCGGUGGAGAAGCUUCUAGAAGAGCCUAAGAAGGAAAAGCAGGAGCCGCAAGAUUCCUUCUACUCCGAACUCAAGGCUAAACUAAAUCUAGGCAACGCGGACAGUAAGUUCCUGACGGAGAUAGCGACGGCGCAACAGGAGCUGGUGUCGAGCAGCGCGCUCAGUUCCCUGUCGAGUCUCGUCAACGGUCACACGCUGCCCAAAGACCAGAGUCGGCCGGCGGGUGCGACGCCGGCGGGGGGAGGGGCGGGGGCGCCCACGCGCAGCUCGCUGCGCGCCGUGCGCGUCAAACCUGCGCGUGCGCAGCAUAACGCGCCCGCCAGCACGCCGCCCGGGUCCCUGAGGCCGGACUCGGCCUCGUCCUCCCCGCCGGCCUCGGUGGCCUCCGGCCCCGGCCCCGUCACCAACUUCGGCAUCCACCACCCGCCGCCGCCGCCCGCGCACAGCGACGACGAGAUCGUCGAGGUCCCGUACAAACCCAAAACGCCAGAGAUCAUAGACUUGGACGAGUACCCGGAGAGCCCCCAGGCCGUCAAGAAGAAGAAACUAGACAUCCUCAAGGAACGAGGCCUCGAGGUCACCGCCCUCCCCGGAGCCCCCGCCUGGCCCCCCACCCCCCCUGCACCCCCCCUCCCGCCCCUCGUGCUCGCCCCCGCCGUGCAGCACCAGAUCAUGACGCAGGCCCAGAUCUUCCAGAUGUACAACAUCAUCCCCCCCGCCUACCCCAACGGCGCACCCCCCAAAGUCAUCCAAGCAACUAGCGCUUUUGGAUCUUCGGGCCCAGAGAAAACGGUGUACGGGAACCCUAAGGACCCCUUCAUGCCGCCCCCCCACGUGUUACUCGGAACCCCUCUUAAGCCGCAGAGAAACAGCACGGCCGCGGUACCCUCCACCCCCCCGCAGGAUAUAUUAGACUUGACUUGCAAGACGGUCCCGAAACCCGCCGUAGAAAUAGUGAGAAUCCCGAGCGUCCCCUCCCCCUCCAAAGUUCCCCCGCAAAAUUUAACUAAAAACUACACUCUAAUAGACGGGAAAGCUGUCGUGGGCUCCAAUUUGGAAAUAACCCUCGUGAACCCCAAAUCCCAGACCCCUACUAAAUCUAGACAGCAGAAACGGUCUUCGAACGGUAAAUUCGUCCCUGCAAAAACUCCGACCCCCCCUAAGGAGUAUCCGAAAUCUUACACCAGCCCUUCGCAGUCUAAGAAACCUCCUAUAGUAGUCCCGAAUUACCAGGUGAAUCCGAGAGACGACGUCUCCCCUACAUCCUCCACCGGCUCGGGAAACUCCCAAACGAAUUUACUCCAAAACAACAUGCUGCAGAACGUUUUUAAGGGCCAGAAUAGCUUGCAACAGAUGAUGGAUAUGCAGAAAAAUGUUCCUAGCAUGCCAUAUGUAGACCCCAUGUACAUGAGCGCGUUAUAUAGCAGUCUCGCCGGUUCCAUGGACCAGAGGCAGUUGGCCAUGUACAGGGAUUUCAUGGCGAAUCAGUUUAGGGGGUAUUCUGGGCUUUUGGGGGUGACGCCGACAACGAAAAAUUAAUCUAGUCUCUGUGUGAUAAAUUAUUUCGCGCGGUUGUAAAAAUGACAGUAUUUCUGUGGCUUUGGAAGGGCAAAUGAAGAUUAAUUUAUGUUUUAAACUUGAAACCUGUUUUAGAUUCUAAUUACUAAAUGUAUGAAUGUUGAUGGCCAAACAAAUUGUAUAUUACAUAGAUUUAAGGUAGAUAAAUGGGACUUGGAAUGGCGGGAGCAUAAACAGGUUUUAAGGAAUAUUUAAGAAAUCGCUGUCAUUUUUACCAGUCGCGGUCACCUUUUGGCUUAAUCGAGGCGGUAUCGUGCAUCGUGUAAGGUUAGGCUGUCGAGAAACUGUC
Cydia splendana is the source of this 4356-nucleotide messenger RNA. RefSeq names its product AT-rich interactive domain-containing protein 5B-like. The transcript is spliced from 17 exons. Gene Ontology annotation, molecular function: DNA binding. Lineage: Eukaryota; Metazoa; Arthropoda; Insecta; Lepidoptera; Tortricidae. The record is from RefSeq and is a predicted model, not a curated record. The coding region runs from base 558 to 4028 and encodes 1156 amino acids.